Molecule: messenger RNA, 1461 nt
Organism: Meloidogyne enterolobii
Lineage: Eukaryota; Metazoa; Nematoda; Chromadorea; Rhabditida; Meloidogynidae
Source: the annotation of a GenBank genome assembly
UAUCAACUAUUUCCUCAUCUAAAGAAACUAUAUCCCCUUAAAAUGCUUCAAAAUUUCCUCCAACACCAACAACAACAACAAAAUUCCCAACAUUCAUCUCAACAAAGAAUAGAAAAUAAUACAGAAAGCCAACAACAACAACAGUUGGAUGAAUUCAUAAUUGAUGAAAUACUUUCUCUUGAAGGGGAACAACAAGCUAAUAAUCGACAGAAUAAUUAUAUCUGUCCAACAUCUAUUCAACAACAACAACAUUCAAGUCGGCCAAUUCCUUUGUCAACAGCUUGUAGCCGAGAUUCUUCUAAUGCCUCAAUUCAAAGCGGUUCCCCAGGCUUUCAAACAGCCGGAGGUGGUGGUUUUGCUUUGUACAGUCCCAAAAAUGAUAACGAUUUCCGUCAAAUUAUAUCUUCAAGUGCACCAACCUCAUGUGAAAUCGAGAAUUUUAUUAGAAGAGGCGUUGCUGGUGUUUCUACAAGCGGCAGUGGUCCUGCUGCUGUAAAUGGAAGAGGAUCGCAAGCAGUUACUCGCGAUUUGAAUAUGACAGAGGUUGAAAUAUACAAGGAUAGACGUAAAAAGGAUAUUCACAAUAUGAUUGAAAGAAGAAGAAGAUAUAAUAUUAACGAUAGAAUUAAAGAAUUGGGUUUAAUGCUUCCAAAAUCGACUGCUGAAGAAAUGAAAUUAAAUAAAGGUACAAUUCUUAAAGCUUCUUGUGAUUAUAUUAGACAAUUACAAAAAGAUAGAGAAAUUAUGAUUAGACAUCAACAAAAAACUUCAAGAUUGGAAGAACUUGCUAAACAAUAUUUUCAAAGAAUUCAAGAUUUGGAAAAUCAACUUGAGAAAAACGGUAUUAAUGUACCUCCAUGUAAAUUACCAGCACCCAAUGCCUUAUCACCACCAAUUUGCCUUCCAUCUUCUACACAACAUGGAAAAUGUAUAAAACAAGAACCUUCUGAGGAAUUAAUUGGAAAUUUUUCUCCUUCGAGCACUCCACAGGCAAAAAUAGCCUGUAGUCUUCAAGAAAUGCAAAUAGCCAGUCCAACAUCAAGUCACGCGUCUCUCCUAAAAAUGUCAAGUAUUCAACAGCAAUUUGCCCAUCAUUCCCCAGCAGCUUUUAUAAUUGGGAGUGCUCCAACAGAAAUGGCUAAUUAUUUAAAUCAGCAUGUUCUAGCCAACAAUAAUUCGAAUAACACAACGCCAAAUACUUUAAAUUUAUUACAACAACAACCUAUGGAAUUUGGUUCUAAUAUGUCAAAUUGGAAUGCACAAACACAGUUGGGACAAAUAUUUAAUUCUGGGAAUUAUGGGGAGUUGAAUAUGGAAGAAUUUGCUUUUCAACAUAGAGGACCACUACAAGGUCAAGACCCAUUAAUGUCUCAACAUGGAGGAAGUUUAUCCAAUCAAUUAUCGCCAGUUAUCCAAUGGGAUCAAUCAAGUUUCUCUCCUGGCCAUGAAACUAAUCAUUAA